This is a messenger RNA of Quercus lobata, 2907 nucleotides long. RefSeq names its product TMV resistance protein N-like. Gene Ontology annotation, molecular function: ADP binding; ATP hydrolysis activity. Lineage: Eukaryota; Viridiplantae; Streptophyta; Magnoliopsida; Fagales; Fagaceae. The transcript has 4 exons. The record is from RefSeq and is a predicted model, not a curated record. Gene Ontology annotation, biological process: defense response. The coding region runs from base 1 to 2661 and encodes 886 amino acids.
AUGCCAUUAUUUGUUGCUCAAUACCCUGUUGGAAUAAAUACUCGCGCAGAGGCCAUAAUAUUGCAAUUAGAAAUUGGGUCAAAUGAUGUUCGUAUGUUAGGUAUGUAUGGCCCCGGUGGAGUGGGUAAAACAACCAUUGCAAAAGCUGUUUAUAACAAAAUAUUAGAUCAUUUCGAAGGAAGCAGCUUUUUGGAAAAUGUUAGAGACAAGUCAGGGACAUUUGAUGGCAUUAUCCAACUACAAGAGAUACUUCUUCGUGAGAGCCUACGGAUGAAUGGACAACUAAAGGUGUGCAAUGAAUCGAAAGGAACCAUUGCGAUAAAGAACAUACAUCACAAUAAAAGAAUUCUUCUAAUUCUUGAUGAUGUGGAUAAAUUUUACCAAAUAGAAAGAUUGAUUGGAGGAUUUGAUUGGCUUGGUUCUGGAAGUCGAAUAAUUAUAACAACAAGAAAUAAACAUUUCUUACAAACUUUAAGAAUACAUCAUUCGACUUAUGAGCUUAAGGAAUUAGAUGAUCAUGAAGCUCUUGAACUAUUUAGUAUGCAUGCCUUUCAUAAAAACAAACCCGAGGAAGAUUAUAUAAAACUUACUGAUCAAGUUAUAUGUUAUGCCAAGGGCCUUCCAUUAGCUCUAUCAAUAAUUGGUGCAAAUUUGCAUGGAAGAAGUGAAAUGGAAUGGAAAAGUGCAUUAGAUAAGUAUAAAAUGAUUCCUGACAGAGAUAUUCAAAAAGUACUCCAAGUAAGUUAUCAAGGAUUGGAUGAAACGGAGCAAGAUAUUUUUCUCGAUCUUGCAUGUUUCUUCAAGGGUCUUUACAAGGAUUAUGUUAUAGAUAUACUAAAUUCUUGCAAUCUAUAUCCAAUUAUUGGUAUUAAAAAUCUUAUAGAUAAGUGUCUCGUAACUGUUGAUCAAUUUAAAAAAUUAUGGAUGCAUGACUUGCUACAACAAAUGGGUAGAGAGAUUGUUCGACAAGAAUCACCACAAAUACUUGGAUUGCGUAGCAGACUAUGGUGUUAUAAGGAUGCUUUUGAAGUACUAAUGGAAAAUAAGGGAUCUGAUAACAUUCGAGGCAUAACAAUAAUCUCGCCUGAACCAACAGAGUUGCAACUAAAAGCUAACUGUUUUGAGAAGAUGGGAAAUCUCAAGUUCCUUUUGGUUAGUAAUGUUGAUACUUGUGGAGAUCUUGAAUAUCUUCCCAGUGGAUUAAGGGUGCUUGAUUGGUCUAGAUUUCCUUCAUCUUCCCUACCAUCCAAUUUUCGUCCUCACAACCUUGUUGUACUUAACAUGCCACAAAGUCCCGUUAUAUUGGACAAGAUUUUCGAGGCUUGGAUCUCGGGGGGUUGCUUUAAACUUCGAAUUCUUCCAAGCUGCAUCUCAAUGAAGUCUCUUAAACUUUUAAGUCUUUUUCGGUGCGAAAGGGUUAACAGGUUGCCCGAUAUUCCACAAGAAAUGAAAAAUUUAAAGUAUCUAUGUUUGGCACACACUUCCAUUAGAGAGCUUCCUCCAUCAUUUAGGAAUCUCACUGGGCUUGAGCAAUUAGAUUUUGGUUCUUUCAAUUUGUGCCAUCUUCCAAGAAGCCUCGAUCAAUUGCAACAGCUUCGCAUACUCAGGCUUCAUGAUUAUGACCAUUUGCAACAAUAUUUGUCAAAUUAUGGUUUUCUAAGGUUGAAUUUUCUACAAAAGUUGACUUCUUGUUAUACCCCCUCAAAGAAUUGUUCAUUAUUGGGGAGUGAAGAUUUGAGCCUCCAAGAAAGCAUUGUCAAAUUCAAUAGAUUACAAUUGCUUCAGAUUAGGGAUUCCAAGUUACUUCAGAAAAUUCCAAAGCUUCUAGAAAGUAUAAGAGAAGUAUGGGCAAUAAAUUGCAUCUCAUUGAAUUCAGAAUCAGUAAGAGAAUUAUUCCUUCAGCUUAGAAGAAAGUUAGAGCUUCCACAAAAUACAAAAUAUGGAGACAACAUAUUAAUGGAUUCUUAUUCACGUUGCAAAUUAUCGCAUCAGAUUGAUUACUCUUCCAAGAUUGGUUGCUCUUCCAAGAUUGAUUACUCCCUCUCCCUCUUCAAGCCCUCACGCACUCUACAUGAGUUUCUGAUGAAUUCUAUAAGGGAUUAUAGAGAGUCAUAUAAUAUUAUAGUAACAGGAAAGAAGAUUCCAAAGUGGUUCAACCAUCAAAGUAUUGAAAGUUCCAUAUCAUUUUGGAUUGGUCCUAAAUUUCCAACCAUUGCGGUUUGUUUGGCUUUUCAUCUAGUUCCAUUGAAGGAUAGUUAUGCUAAUAAUGAUAAGUAUGGUUCUAUUCGUGAUGAUGUAAUCUGUUGGGAUUGUGAUGUCAACGUUUUCACCAACGGUCAUACGCAACCUUUCACGAUGGGGGUGGACUUUUAUGAUCUGAAGUGUGAUCAUUUGUGGUUUUGCAGUGUUUCUCAUAGCCAAUUACAACAGUAUUUCAGAAACAUGAUGCAAGGUGAUCAGAAUCUUGUUGAGGUUUCAUGUAAAAUCUCUUGGUGGAGUAGUAGAAAUGGAAAAUUCGCUCCUGUGAUUGCAAGGAUGGGGGUACAUGCAGAAUGCAUUUGUCAUCCUCCAAAUUCUGUUAUCAUUGAUGACAACUCUCAAAAUGUUGAUGACAACUCUAACUACUCUGAAAAUGUUGAUGAUAGCUCUGAUGACAAUUGACACAGAGCUUGCACCUUUACUAUCUUCUUUCUCCACUUCUAGUGGGACCAUCUUCAGUGCAUUCAAGCAAUGAUGGCUGUGAUUUGGUUUUGUCAUCAAUUGCCCAUAUGAUUCAAAUGGGUCUGACUUGGUUUUGGGAUUUGACUCAACUGUUGGAGUUGGGUUUGAUUUGGCUUCCGCUACAAUGGCCAAUCAAUCUGCAAACUAUGAUUUUGGCUUUAACCCAUAUCCAUAGUAGAAGAAAAU